Molecule: messenger RNA, 660 nt
Organism: Acanthamoeba castellanii str. Neff
Lineage: Eukaryota; Discosea; Longamoebia; Acanthamoebidae
Exons: 5
Coding region: 1-660 (219 amino acids)
Molecular function (GO): protein heterodimerization activity
Source: RefSeq, a predicted model, not a curated record
AUGAAGAGCACACAUAAGAGGCCUCGUCUGGCGAGACCCCAACCGGUGCCCUCCGGAAGGCUCCAGUUCAAGACGCCCAUUUGGCUGGUGAUGCAGUCUGCGCUGGGCAAGGACUCCCGCAUCUCCAACAAGGCCAUUACGGUACUGGACACCUUCGCCCUGGAGAUCUGCACUCGCCUCGUACAGAAAGCAAGAGAGGCGGCUUUCCCCAGCAAGGUGCUGGCUCGGUCACAGCUCCAGGAGGCGGUGAGCACUUGUUUGACCGGUUCUCUGGCCACCCGCGCCGUCGACCAAGCGAACAGGCGGUCGUCAAGCUAUGGCGGCGUUGUGCCGCCGCCGGUGGAGGUGUCUGUCGACUCUCCGCCGGCGAGAGACGAGCCACUUCACUUCUCCCCGAGGCAGCUGGAACGGUACAUCCGCGCCCAAGGGAUGACCACCCACACCGAGUUUCUGGUGCGGGAACUGCUGGUGCUGGCGGACAAGGUGAUGCGCGAGAAUGGCGGAACACGCAUCACCCCGGGCUAUCUGCACCGCGCCGUCCACAACGAGGAAAGCAUCAAUGCCCUCUUCCUCUUCCUGAUCACCUCCACGCCCUCAACGUCUUCGUCUUUGCCGUCAUCAUCUUCAACGUCGUCAACUCCUCCACCUUCUUCUUCAUAG